This is a messenger RNA of Amborella trichopoda, 505 nucleotides long. RefSeq names its product metallothionein-like protein 4A. Gene Ontology annotation, molecular function: zinc ion binding. The record is from RefSeq and is a predicted model, not a curated record. Lineage: Eukaryota; Viridiplantae; Streptophyta; Magnoliopsida; Amborellales; Amborellaceae.
CGAAGGCAGAAGGUGUGAAGGAUUAGAGAGAGAAACAAGUGAGAGAAAAUGAGUGGUAAAGGAGAAGCAGCGGGUUGUAACCAGACGUGCGGGUGCCCAUAUCCAUGCCCUGCUCCUCAUUCCUGCAGGUGUGCUACUAGAAUCAGAACAAUUCCGAUUCAACACGUGUACUGCAAGUGCGGGGACCACUGUGGGUGCAACCCUUGCGAGUGCGCGAAAACAGAGGUCUCUGGCACGGAUGAACUUACGUGCACGUGUGGUCCCGGUUGCACGUGCGAGUCAGAGACAUGUCGUCAUACGGCCUGAACGUGUGAUGUUUCACACGUGUCACGGGGAACCAAAUUAAGUAUGAGGUUGCUUUGUUGUCCUUAGUGUUAUCUCGUUUCUCUCCUCUCCGUGGGAAAGCUUUGAGAUAGUUUGGUUUUCUACAGUAUGUAGACUGUCUGUGGACUGCAGACGGAUAUAUGUAAAGUCUAGUCUCUAUGUAAAUUUAAGUGUUUUUAGU